AUGUCUGAAACACUUAAUAGGACGUUUGAGGCACUGGGAAAGGAGUUGGAGGACAUGAUAGCCAAUACAACAUCAGGUGACUACCUGGACCCCAAUCAGAAUGCUGCACAGGUGGGCUCAAAGCUGAAGGCUGCAUGUAGACAGAUGAAUGUUACCGCUGUACGUUUGAAAGAGCUAAGCAGAACUAGCAAAACCCUGACAGGUGUAUCGCUGGACUUAACCUUUGUGGACGUCGCCAUGCAAAAAAUUGAAACCCGCAAGGAAAUGUGGGAGCUUAUGACAGUUUGCAAAUCACAGAUCCAAGAAUGGAUGCAACUGCUGUUUAGUAAGUUUGUGGUGGCUAGAGCUCAGGAGAAGGUGGAGGAAUGGCGGCAGCAGGCACUGGUUUUAUCAAAAGCAUCCUCCAACCAAGACGCAGUGUUACAGGGUGCAUUGAAGAUAGUGGAGGAGUUCAGCCAGCAGCUGCCUGUGUUGGCUGAGCUGAGUAGCCCCACCCUGAAACACAAGCACUGGCGAAACAUAUACAAAGGAAUGGGACUGUUGUAUGCCCCAGAAUGGAAUCUUACUGUGGCGGACCUCAUGUCGAAGAAGCUCUUAGAUCAUCAAAAGGCAAUCCGAAAGAUCUGCAGAGAUGCUAAGGCAGAAGCCGACAUGGAACAAGCUUUCCGGAAGAUUCAACGGGGCUGGGAGGGGGCUUAUUUUCAGCUUGCAAAGUUCAUAUUCACUGUGUGGGUAGAGGAUAAAUCACAGACGGAGAGCAGUCAAACGAAGAAGACAGCACACGCGGGGAGUAGAGCGAGAAAGAAGAGUCGUCCAGAACAAUCCUGUGACAGUGGCACAUUUACCAUCAUUGGUUUGGACGUGCUCCUGUCUGAAACAGAGGACUGCAUCAUGACCCUGUCGAACAUGCUGCUUUCUCCCCAUGUGUCUGAUUUCAGAGCUGACAUUGAAAAUUGGGUGCAUCUAUUGCAGGAGCUGGAGGAGCUCCUUGACUUUUGUGAAAUGUACCAAUCAAAGUGGAUAUUCCUCAGUAAAAUGUUUUAUGAAACAUCAGUAAAGGACAAAAACAUUCAGCUGCUGGAGAAAUUCGAGCCUGUGGACAAGACAUUUAGAGAAAUAAUUCAGGCAAUCUUGAGCGACCCUUGUGUCCUUAACAUUGUGCAGCCUGAGAAGCUCAUCACUGCAGCUCCCCAAUUCGAGGGAAAAAGUUUGCGGUCACUUAUAAUUGAUGGGCUCUCAACCAUGGAUAUGAUCUCCACUGAGCUCACCUAUCAAAUGAAUACGCCACGCAAGGCAUUUCCCAGGCUGUGCUUUCUCAGUGAUGGUGAGGUGAUCAAACUUUUGUCUGUGCACCCAACACCCAUGUCCCUGCUCCCAGUUGUGCGGAAGUGCUUCAGAGGUGUGAGGUGGCUCAAACUCGAGUGCAAGAGAGACCAAACCAGCAAGCAGAACCCUGCAAAUAUCGGCACUGGGCUAGAAUUGUCAGAUAAUCAUAGUCUGAUAUGGGUCAAUGGCAUAUACGGCACGCUCAGAGAAUACGUGCCAUUGCUUAGUCCUCUGGAGCCAGACUACAACCCCCUUGCUUGGCUUGAUCUCCUGGAACAGGAACUGCAUCAAGCCAUGGUGUAUCAAAUGAAAGCUUGUGCUGCUGCUCAUCAAAUGUCUGUAUUAACUGAGCAAGAUGGAGACUCCAAUAAACAAAACAUAGGGACUCUGACCUAUGGCCAGUAUGAACACAGAAUGUCAGAAGGUUUUGGAGGAAAUGAAGAAUGUUCAGUGGUGAGCGCUGUGGCCAACUUGGUAACACUAAGUGAACUGAUUUCUCAGUUCCCACUGCAGUGUCUCCUGGUGUCAGAGGAAGCCGCAUGGUGCAGUGAAGUUCAGAGAUGCUUUCAGAAGACCCAAAGAGUGAAAUGGGAACGCAUCAAAGCGAGACUUGCACUCAAACUUCAGCUCUUUUGCCGCACCAUUCAAGAUGGGCUUAUGGAGUCUGGUGAGAAAUCGUACAAGUCCCGUCACAUGAUGGCAUCUUUGCGAGCCCUGGUUCUACUUAACAUGAAGCAUUCCAGACAGCUGUCUCAGUUGAUGGAGGUGAAAAUGGACUUUGAGUCAUCAUUCACUUGGCAGAGGCUAAUGAAAUAUCACCUCAACAUAGACGACUGCCAAAGCCGCAGCAAGCCACAGUUGGGAAGUGAAGAGAGGGACGUCAGUAUACCAAGCUCGUGCUAUGUUGAGGUUUUGGGAAAACAGCUAGCGUAUGGCUAUGAAUAUGUAGGCCCUGAGAACUGGAUAAUGGUGAGCACGCCGAGCACAGAUCAGGCUGUUUUGGGAAUCCUUUUGGCCCUUACCAACUUCAGGUGUGGGUUCAUCACUGGUCCCAGCAUGGCUGGGAAGAUAAAGAUUGUGUCAGGCCUAGGACAAGCUUUAGGACAGCAAGUGGUCAUAUUAAAGUGUUACACUGACACUCAUCCAUCUGUUAUUAGACAAAUGUUGAUGGGGGCUCUGAUAACUGGAUCAUGGCUCGUGCUGGAGUCAGUUGACUCUAUGACUCAAGGAGCUCUGUCAACACUGGGACAGCACUUGACAGACAUACAUCAGUCCUUUUUGACGUUGGCUGACAAAAUCCAGUCAUCUCAGUGCCGUCGGACCAAAGACAAAGCUGAGGGAAAUGUUGACGAGAUACUCAGGACACCUGAUAUCAUGGAAGGUGAGAUGGUUUUCACAGGAAAGCCCAUCAUGGCAAGGUUCAGUUAUGGCUGCACCCUCAUCUCAUCAACUGGUUACUCAGCAAAGUUGCCUGAUAACCUAAGAAUUGCAACCAGGCCUAUUUCAUUAGCUGUGCCUGAUUAUAACAUCAUCACAGAGGUAUUGUUUACCUCCCAGGGUUUCAUGGAUGCAGUUUCAAUUAGCCGAAAGUUGGUGUCUCUGCUCAGCAUUGCAAAAGACUCGCUUUGCCUACCAGAUGCAGUCUCUGGGAGCAAGACAUCUUGGGUUGCUCUUAUAAAAAAUAUCAUAGCUGCUGCCAGUGCCUUUUUGCACAAGUCCAAAGAACAGGGCUACCGCAGGGAAAGCAUUGCCCCAGAGGAUGUCCCAUCAACCACCAACCCAUCAGAGGAGCUUGAAGGCGUUGUGAAAGGACAUCAGAUGUCAAGAUUCAACAAGUCUGCAGCAUUUAUGAAUGCAAUCCAAGAAGAACAGGCAGUUGUGAAGGGCAUCAUGUCAGUGUUAAUACCUGCUAUUUCUGACCCUAAGAAAUCCUCUCAGUUCCGCAGGAUUUUUGAGGAGCUCUUUCCAGUGGUUCGGUCCCUCCAACACUUUACGCAGUUGAAUGAAGACAAGGAGCAGUUCAGUCUAAAAGUGGCUCUUACGGAAGAGCUGCAAAAAACAGGCCUUUAUGCUGACAGUGGGGUGAUUUCCAGUGCUCUUGCUCUUUAUCAGACCUUGAAGUUUUCUCAAGCCGUUCUAAUGCUUGGUCCCACUGGCAGUGGUAAGACCACGUGUCACCAAGCUCUAGCGGUUGCUCUCCACAAUCUAGCAUCCAAGACAGUUGAUAUUGAUGAGGAGAAUAGCACUGAGGAUGAGACCAAUGACACAGACCCUGAGGAGUCCGCCACGAACUAUUGGUAUACUGUUAACUCAGUGAUUUUAUUUCCCAAUGCGCUGUCUGACGAGGAUAUCUUGGGUGUCUCCUCCGAACACCAGCACACAUGGCAAGAUGGAUCUUUUACAAAAGUGCUUCGAGAUUCACAGCGACAUGACCUGUCAGCAAACCCUUUUUCCAAGAAGAGCAAAAGAAGAUCCCUGAUGAGAAAGAUGAAGUGGCUUGUUCUUGAUGGGGAUCCGCUGGCUACACCUGGUUGGUUUGACAAAUUAACCACACUUGGAAAAUCACAGCCCUUCCUGUCGUUAUCAUCUGGAGAGAAAGUGUGGCCCCAUAGAGAAGAGAUGAGAGUGUUGGCUGAAGUCACUGACAUGAGUGGAGCAGCUCCUUCUGCAGUGACACAGUGCUCUUUAGUAUACUUCUCUGGAAAAGAUUUGUGGAGGUCUGUGUGGAAGGCUGAGUUGGAUAUCCUCUACAGGGAGCACACAUUGGAACACAGGACCCUCAAAAUGUGGAAGUGCAUGGCUUCAGAUUUGUUUUCAAAGACGCUUACGUACAUGAAGCAAAACACCCUCACAUCAGUGAUGCUGGCAGACAACUAUGGAUUGCAGGAAAUUAUGUCUUUCAUCAGAAUUCUACAUGCCCUGAUAGAACACAUCCGGCACGGAUAUGCAUCUUCGAAAGAAGCUGAAAAAGACGAUGACCCUAAAUCCUGUGCAGAUCCACUGUUUGCAUCCACUGAGACAUUCACCAAACAUAUGUUUGUGGUGGCUUAUAUAUGGGGCUUCGGUGGGCACCUACAUCCCAGACACUGGACAAGUUUCAGUAAUUUGGCUCGAGAGUUGCUUUUUGAGAGUCGUUACAAAGUGGAGUUUCCAUCUGAGGGUUCAGUGUUUGAUCUCUGCCUCACUGAAGGCAUAUCAAAAGACCAUGGAGGCCCAUCUUUUUGCAAAAGUCUGCAGCUUUCACAAACAAAUGUUCCUCAGUAUGAAAAGCAUGCCUACAUGCUGGAAAUGCUACUGGAUUCCAAUAAACCAACAAUUCUGGUUGGGGAGGUUGGCUCAGGAAAGACCACUCUCUGUCAGGCCAUUCUGAAUCAAGGCAGGCCACAUAUCCGAGUCCCUGCAAGCCCUCUUCUUAAUCUCACCGUUCUGAGGAGAGUUCUAGGGAAUAUGAGGUACCAGCAACCCCCUGUAGACAAUCAGGGGAAGACCUUGAGACAGCAAGGACUGUUGCUCUAUAUUGAUGACCUCCAUGAAGCCCCCUGUGAUGCAUAUGGAAAGCAAUCAAUGGCUCUGGAACUCCUGAGACAAUGCAUUUCAAGGCGUGGAUUCAUAAACAACGAUGGUUAUCAUUUCAAACUGUUCCGUUCAGGGGCAGUUUGCUAUUUGGGCACUUGUAGUUUGCCUGAUAAAGGACGGAAUAAUGGCCACAAAAUAUCCCAACGACUUACCAGACACUUUUCCAUCCUAGCACUGCCAAGCUUAGACGCUGACGUCCUGUUUUCAUUUCAUUCUUCAUAUUUGCAACAUUGGCUCACAGAUACCCCGUCUCCCUCUAGGCCAACUGACAUGGCAAACUGCAUCAUAUCGGCAACUCUCCAGUUGUACCAGUCUGUAUGCAAGAAUUUUUGCCCCCGCACAGACGACAAACUGAUUCAGUCCUUUUCAGUGCAAGACCUUCAAAAGGUGUUUCAGGGCAUGUUCCUCUGGAAUUCACGUGGAGUUACACGACAAGCUACCCCGAAAAGUUUUUUACCUGGGCCUCUUCUCCAAUCCUCUGCAAAGCCGACUUUUUCUCCAGAAGUGUUGGGCUCUGCUGCCAGUGUGCUCAAUAUCACACGACUCUGGAUGCACGAGUGCUUACGAACAUUCACAGAUCGCCUACAGUCAGAAGAGGACGUUCAAACAUUCAUCAAGCUCUUAGCAGAUGUGUCAGUGACACACUUUGGUAAAAGAUUGGAGGUUGAGCCUCUGAUCGAGAAAUUGGAUACACUUAAACCUGAUUCUCCAGGACUACCACAGACAGGCAAUGCAGGCAUGAAGAAAGUCUGGAAAGGGAAGAAAUAUCAGUCAUCCGAACAAGUAGAACCUGUGGAGAAGUCUUUGUUCAGCAGCUCAGACUCUGGAACCUGUAGUGAGGAGGACAUAGGUGAAAAGCAAAUGAAGAAACAAAAGAAGAAGAAAAGACGAAGGCAUGUUGAUCGAAGCAACAAAAUCAAUGAUUUUCUUGAAGAUCCACUGAACACUAAGCACACCCUCUCACAAAUAACAACUACUCCAAAGCACUUGAAAGCCGGUUUUUGGAGGAGGACGCAUAAAACAGCCGGAAAUCCUCAAGGGCAGGUUAACCACGGCAUUGAUGCUGAUGCGAGUGCCUCUGCAGUACCGUAUGAGCCAAUCUGUCCUGUUGAAUUACUCAAAGACAUGGAAGCCACCAUUCGAAGUGUGGUCUUUGGGCCAGAAUUGCAGGGGCACAAUUCCAAACGCAACUCUGCGUACCAGGAACGCGAUUUAAACAUUCUUGCUCCACAGCUAGCGCUGAUCGUGAAGACCAAGGAAGAGGAUGAAAUUGACUUUGACAAAGACUGGUCAUGUACAGCUAGGUAUGCUGUUCACAAGUCAAGGGUGCGACAGCUAUGUCACAUUCUGCGUGCUUUGCUCAUACCUGGAGGACAUGCAGCCCUGUUCUGCACAGCCAAGGGCACAGGGCGCAAAACCACUGUGCGCCUGGCAGCCCUUCUGACUGGGUUUAAGCUGUUUGAAGUAAAUGUGGAAAAUGAAUUCAGGUUUAGGGAGAUACUGAAGGAUGCUGGAAACCUCACCAGUGUGCAGGGUGCCAGAGUAGUGCUUCUUGUCCAUGAAAACGUCAGUCAGGUUGUUAUGGAUGAGGUGCUUAUGGUGAUGUCCAGUGGAACUGUGCCAGACCUCUACUCAGAGGAAGAACAGAAGAACUUGAUUCAAAAGAUCACUUCGCUGAGCAGUUCACGAAACCGGCUAAGGGAUGACCAGGCACUUGAUAAGUUAUUUCGAAAUGUUCAAAGGAAUCUUCAUGUAGUCUUACUGCUGUCUUCAAACAAAGAUGGUGGGGACAAAUCUACUGAAGAGGCCUUUGUACAAGCAGCACACACGAGAAAGGCUCUAAGUCUUUGUCAUUGUGUUGAACUCUACUCACCUUGGACAACUCAGGCAUUAGUGGAGGUCGCCUGUCAGCAGCUUAAAAAUUAUCCCCAAAAUGGUGACAGUGAAGUUGAUAGAGGACUGAACCAACUGAUCAUAACCAACAUAUCUUGGGCCAUGGCUUGUAUGCACCAGUUAGCUGUGAGGCAUGCAGCCAACUACGUUCCAGACCUACAACCAUUUACUUCCCGGACUUAUCUUGAACUGAUUGCACACUUUUUUAAGCUCUGUAGUCACCUUAGAAAUCAAUGCCAAGGUCAUGCCAAUAGGAUGGACACAAUCCUUUCACGUGUCAAAGAUAUUGCACACACUGCUGAGCAAAGCAGACAGGACGUUGUUAGGCUAAAGGAGAAAAUGAAUAGACUGAUGAAGAGACAAUCACUUCUACUGCGAGCACUGGAGGCAGAACGUGCAGUGAUUAACCGUACCCGAUGGCACUGUGCCAUGGAGAAGAGUCGCCUGACACAAUUUGAGGAAGAGGCUAACCAUGCCAAUAAGGAAGUGGAAGAUGCUUUCAAUGAGGUGAGCCAGCUAUAUAAUAAAGCAGUGAGCAACCUGAAGAAUUUGAGUCAAGUUGACCUGGAUGAGAUCAGGCGAUAUCGGUGCCCACCCCAGGGAGUGGUGAUGGUCAUGGAUGCCAUUUGUAUGCUCUUUAACCGUCCAAGGAACUGGGAUAGCAGCAAAAAGCUCCUGAGCCAGUCCAGCUUCUUUCAGGAAUUAGAAUUUUACGAUCGGACCUGCAUUACUGCCGAUCAGUUCAGAAAGCUGUCCAGCAUAGUGAGGAGCCCGGACUUCCAGUUGGACGUGGUGCGGUCCAAGAGCCGCGCCUGCGAGUCGCUGUGCCGCUGGGUGCGGGCGUUGCACGAGCACGUGCGCGUCAUACGCCACAUCGCCCCGCAGCAGGGCCAGAGGAGCCAGCUGCAGAGGAGCGUGGAGGAGAGCCGGGCCCGCAUGCGGGACAUCUGCGUGCAGGAGGAGGCGUCUCGGCAGCGAUUGGAGGAGCUGGAGAGCAUGCUGGACAGCAAUCGGCAGGACAUGGAAGACGUGACGGCCCAGCUGCGGCUGCUGGACGUGCAGGAGCGGGAGGCCACCAACACCCUGAGGGAGAUCAAAUUCCACAUCGACAUAUGGAACGCUAGGAAACAGGAAGUAGAAAUUGACAAGGACACUGUCUCCGGUGAUGCCCUUAUUCUGGCAGCAGUCAUCACAUACUUUGGUCCUUUUGGCGCCGACGCUCGAAUGGACCUCCUGGGCAAGUGGCAAGACCUGUGCCUCCAUGGCAACAUCACCUCUGCCCUCAGAGGCUCGGAGACAGUCGGCUUGGAGAUGCCGCCAUCCCUCAUCAUUCCCAUGGACAAGCACCUUCCAAAGGCUUUCUCUAGGGCCUUGAGAACGGAGCCUUGUCUGGAGGAGUGGAUAACCCCAAGCUCCAUUGUCAAGCUGCUCCUGUGGGGCUACCGAGGUCUUUGGGCCCCACGCUGGCCCUUGCUCGCAGACAUGCAGCAACACGAAGAGUUUCGUUCAAAAUGCAUAGCGAACAAAGGAAAGGCCCAAGAGGAGAGUGACUAUGACAUUGUGGUACCAGCAGAUCACCCAAAUCUUGUUCAGAAAAUCAAGCACGCAGCAGAAAAAGGGCUCACAAUUAUGGUGACUGAUAUUGAGCGUCUCUCGCCAAGUUCAAAAUGUUUGGACUUUCUGGUGCGCCCGUCAGGAAAUCACGCACCCGGCUUUGUGCGGCACGCCCGCUACACACAUUCCAAGUUCUGCCUGUUCUUCAGCACCACACUCUCCAGGCGGGCACUGCAAAAAGAGAUUCACCCUGCCAUUUUAAAGGAGGUGGAGAUGAUUGAUUUGUCCAUGAGCUCUGAAGAACUCAGGGAGCUGAUGAGUGGUGAAAUCCUGCAGUCGGAGAACCCAGACCUUUGGGCCCAACGCACCAACCUCAUAUGGGAUAAACAGUCUUUGCAGCACAAACUACACCAAGAGCAGACAUUCCUGAUGGAGUACAUCCUGCAGUCCUUCACCCCGCUCCACCAGGACCCUCACUUCCUGCCGCGCGUGGCCUCCUGCCACAACGCCUGCCAGAGGCUGGAGCUGGAGAUCGAGCAGCGCACCGAGGACCUGGACCAGCAGACGUCCUCGCUGCACGACUACGACUUCGUCACUGACCUGGCCAUGGCCUUCUACCAGGCGCUGCAGCAGGUGUCCCUGCUGUCCCCACUCUACCUGUUCCCGCUGCACGGCUUCCUGGUCUCCCUGCGCCGCACGCUCCUGCAGAAGGGACAGCCCACCGUGUCCAGCGGCAGCAAGGUCACCGUCACCACCAAGGUGAGCCGCAUUGUGCUGCAGCUGAUGGACCAGUACCGCCCGUGCCUGUUCCACGGCCACGCCAACCUGCUGCGGCUGCUGGUGUCCGUGGCUCUGUUCUGGCACAGCGAAGGCUGCACCCAAGAGGAGCGGGAGGCUUUCCUCACCGGCCUGAGUGAAUGUGAUCCCCCCCAGGAGCCAAAGGUGAGUGAGAGAACCCAUCGUCCCAGCUGGCUCCUGCCCUCCGUCCCGAGCGAUGCCGGACAGGUCAAGGCAACCGAGAGCGUCGCGUCACGGCCCGUCCGACUGCCCAGUUGGAUCGCGGCCUCCGUGCACGCCGACCUGACGCGUCUGGAGCAGAUCCCCGCCUUUCGUGGUCUCAGCGAGUCCCUGGCCGCCAACUCGGACCAAUGGCAGGAGUAUCUGAGCUUCCCCUCCUCCACCGUCAUCGGCCCCAUCCCCUGCCCGUCGUACGCCCACCUGUCCGUCAUGCAGCGCGCCCUGCUCUGGAAGACGCUGUUCCCCAGCUGGCUGGCUGCCGUGGCGGAGGAUCUGUCCGCCUGCCAGCUGGGCCAGUCCCCCCACUCUGCCCCGCAGGUGGGCUCCUCCAGGGCGCCGCACACGGGCUCCCCCGAGGCGCUGGCCAGGUACCUGCACAAGAACGACGGGCCCGUGAUCGUCCAGCUGCCACACCUGGAGCAAGGCGUGCUGGCCAGCGCGCACCCUCUACAGUGGAUCACACAGAUGGCACAGAUCAUCAAUGACAAGAGAGUGAUGAAAGUCAUCUCUUUUGGGUCAACCUAUGACGCAGACCUGGUCCUGAAAGCUUUGAAUGAAGGAAUCAUGAAAGGCCAUUGGGUGAUCCUGAACAACUGUCAUCUUCUGGAGGAAUGGGACGAGGAUGUCGUCCGCAGGCUCACCCAGAUAUUGUCCGCAACUGCCAAAGGACCGAAGGUAGACAAAGCAUCUUGUCCGCUGACUGAGAUACAUCCUCUGUUCAAGGUGUUUUUCAUUACUCAAGGGGACAACCCACUGUCUGUGCCAGCUGUGGUACGGGCGUGUGCCGUGCGGCUGGUGUCCGACUGCCCGUGGGACCUGAAGGAGCAGCUGAGUGCCUCGCUGUACUCGGUGGGCUCCUGGCUCUCCACCUGCCCGGUGGCAGCCUCAGCCCUCAGCCCCUCGCCCAGCCACAGCGCUAGCCACUGGUCCAAGAGCACGGAGCCCAUCCUGCGCUGUGCCAUCCUGCACUCUGUGCUCCUGCAGCGCCAAGCCUUCCAGCACCUAGGACAAGGCAGCCGCUACCACUGGACCCAGGCAGAUCUAAUCAAUCUGAUCGAAACUCACACCCACCUCAGCAAACACUGCACUAACACAGCUGCGGCUCUGGAAUACAUAGCAGGAUAUUUGGUGUAUGGUGGCCACGUGUCCGACUCAGCCGACCUGGAGGCUAUUGUCGGGGUAACCAGGACCUGUCUCAGGGCUCCCUCAGCCACCUGGGCUGGUGGCCCUCACACGCUGGCACAAAACAUCACCUCUGCCACUCACUUAGGCAUCCAAGGUCUGGACCACCACGUCCAGCACAUGCGUGACACCAACGACCCCCUGCUGCUGGGCUUCGGCUCGGGGCUGGUGGUGGAGCAGGUGCGGCUGCACAGCCAGGACCUGCACACGCUGAUGCUCCUGUCGCAGAGGGUCGGCCUGGCCAGCGACACGCCCAAGCACCGCGCCGCCGCCGCCAUCGUAGACUACCAGGAGGCCCAAAUCAAACUCAAGGCCAUCCAGGACUCUCUAAGGCCCAAUAUAGACGGCAAAACCAUCAGUGCGAUCGGCAUCACUCCUUCGGGGCCCUUGCGGGACGUCCUGCACAUGGAGAGGGAGAAGCUGAUGGAGUAUGUGACGGUCCUGCUGACGGACAUGAGUUCCUCCUGCCGUCUGGCGGAGUACACGGACCAGGCUCUGGCCAGACUGGAGAAGAAGGCCACCAUGCUGCAGCAGUACCUGGGGGAGGACUCGGCGUUCACCGUUCACCUGUCCGUGUUUCGGCAUCCCCAGCGCUUCCUCGCCGCGCUCAUCAGGCAGACGGCUCAAGACAAGCAGAGGGACGUCAGCGAGGUCUGUCUCAAGUAUGAGGUACUGGGCGUUUCGGUGACUCCCAUAUCUCACCCCCAGAGCUCUGUGUGCCUGGGCGGCCUGGAGCUUCACGGGGCCCUAUGGGUGUCGAGGCAGGGGGCCAUCCAGGACACGCUCUCCCACAAACCAUGCCCCUUACCACUAGUGCUGGUCCGUGGAGUCGUCAGAGCGGAGGAGCAGGCCCAGAAUCAGUUCGGUGCCCAGAGCACGUCGUCCUCUCCCCUCCCUGUGUACAACUGUCCCCUGUACAAGGAUCCUCAGGAGAUUGACGGAAACUGGAGAUUGUCUGAUAAGAAUAUUAUAACGCACAUCCCGCUGCCUGCGAAGCUGGACCCAGUGCUGUGCGCCCAGCGAAGGGCGAGGCUCAGUUGCAUCCUUUGAAAUAACAUGAAGCUUCAUUCUUGAGCGUUGGGGCAAGGGUGAAUGGGAUGGAGACUUGAAUGAAUGUGUUCAUUCAGAUCUGCAUGUGAAUGUCAGUCAUGUCAAGCAGCUUUCAAUUUCAAAUUAAGACACUUUUGUAUGAACAGAAAAAAAUAAAAGUCUAACGUUUCCGUAUUAUCAGCCUAUCAAUAAUAAAUACUCUUUUGCAACCCUUCCAGCAUCUUGUGUCUACAGAUGACUAGCAAGAAGUUUUUUGCAAGGCAGUUUGUGGUCAGAAGAUAUGGAUGCCUCAAUGUGACUACUGAGUGUUAUUUUAUUUGUAUUUAAAAAAAAAGAUGUUGCAUGUUGGAUAUGGAGUUGUACGUGUCUGAUAAAGAUUGUGAGCAACAUAUCCGGUGAUAAUGACA
Molecule: messenger RNA, 12005 nt
Organism: Engraulis encrasicolus (European anchovy)
Lineage: Eukaryota; Metazoa; Chordata; Actinopteri; Clupeiformes; Engraulidae
Product: dynein heavy chain domain-containing protein 1
Exons: 33
Coding region: 1-11598 (3865 amino acids)
Biological process (GO): flagellated sperm motility
Cellular component (GO): inner dynein arm; sperm flagellum
Molecular function (GO): dynein light intermediate chain binding; dynein intermediate chain binding; minus-end-directed microtubule motor activity
Source: RefSeq, a predicted model, not a curated record